Molecule: messenger RNA, 3628 nt
Organism: Xiphophorus couchianus (Monterrey platyfish)
Lineage: Eukaryota; Metazoa; Chordata; Actinopteri; Cyprinodontiformes; Poeciliidae
Gene: mmaa
Product: metabolism of cobalamin associated A
Exons: 6
Coding region: 1-1212 (403 amino acids)
Cellular component (GO): cytoplasm
Molecular function (GO): GTP binding; GTPase activity
Source: RefSeq, a predicted model, not a curated record
AUGAGACGGUUAGGUGUUCGUCUCCUCCGCCACUUCUACCGUCCUCCGCUCACUGGUCAUAGGCUUCUCCAUCAGGGGGGAUUCUUAACAGGUUACCUCCCGGGUCACAGCAGCAUUAUUCCGGGUUCCGGCUGCCACAUCCACAGGAGUGUGAGCAGCACUGCUGUCAGCCAGCACAUCCAGGCCCUGAGUGGGCCCGAACAGAGACUGUUGGAUAAACUGUAUGAUGGACUAAUCUCUGGACAGAGGGCCUCCCUGGCGGAGUCCAUCACGCUGGUGGAGACCCAGCAUCCCAGGAAGAAGGAGCUGGCUCAGGUGUUGCUGCAGAAAGUGCUGGUCUUCAGGAGGGAGCAGGAGAGCAGAAAUGGAGGAAAACCAGUGGCCUUUAGAGUAGGUUUAUCUGGCCCUCCUGGAGCUGGGAAGUCGUCAUUCAUUGAGGUGGUGGGAAAAAUGUUAACUGGACUGGGACAUAAAGUGGCGGUGCUGGCUGUUGACCCGUCCUCCUGCACUUCAGGAGGGUCUUUGCUAGGGGAUAAAACUCGUAUGACUGAGCUUUCUAGAGACAUGGACGCUUUCAUCAGGCCGUCGCCGGCUUCAGGGACGCUCGGCGGCGUCACCCGGACAACCAACGAGGCCAUCGUUCUUUGUGAGGGAGCAGGAUAUGACAUCGUUCUAGUGGAGACUGUUGGUGUUGGCCAGUCUGAGUUUGCAGUGGCAGACAUGGUUGACAUGUUUGUGCUUCUGAUCCCACCAGCAGGUGGCGAUGAACUCCAGGGCAUCAAGAGGGGCAUUAUUGAGAGAGCCGACUUGGUGGUGGUGACAAAGUCAGAUGGAGAUCUGGUGGUGCCAGCCAGACGGAUCCAGACCGAAUACACCAGCGCCCUGAAACUGCUGAGGAGACAAACCAAAUCCUGGAACGCCAAGGUGGUCCGAGCCUCCGCCCACACCUUUGAGGGCAUCCCAGAAGUCUGGGCCAAGAUGGAGGCAUACAGGGCAGCCAUGUUGAGCAGUGGCGAGCUGCAGGGCCGGCGGCGGGCCCAGCAGAAGGUCUGGAUGUGGAGUCUGAUCCAGGAGAACGUCCUCUGGCAUUUCCAGAACCACCCGGCCGUCAGAGGGACUCUGCCCCACCUGGAGCAGAAGGUCACCAGGGGAGAAAUUUCUCCAGGACUGGCUGCUGACCUGCUUCUCAAAUCUUUCUCAGAGUCAUCGUAACAUGACGACCAACAGAACGUUUGAGUUGAACAAAUCCCUCGUGGCCAUCGUCGCUGCGCCCCCUGUGGUCAAGGAAGGCAGCACGGAGUGAACUGCUGUGACUCUUUGAUUUGCACAAAAAGUGUUUUUAACUUUUCUGAGACACAACCAAAUUCUGAUUCAUUUUUACUCUUAAGUAUGAUGGCAUAUGAAUGCCACCCUAAGAAAAAUAAAUUAAUACAAUUACGAGAAUUAAGUUGUGCGAAAACAGUCAUAACUUUGAAAGAUUAAAGUCAUAGUACUUUGAGAAUACUCGUAUGAGAAUAAAGACGUACAACUAGAAUUAAAUUGGAAUAUUUUCAGAAUAAAUUCGAAAUAAUACGAGAAUAAAGUUGUAGUGUUACGAGAAUAGUCAUAUUACAACUUUAAUAUGUCAUUCUUGAAAUAUUACUUUUUGAAACAUUACAACUUUAUUCUCAUAUAAUACAACUUUAAGCUUGUGUUAUUUUGACUUUUUUCCCUUACGACUUUAUUCUUGUGAUUUUAUAACUUUAUUGUAAUUUUAUUUUAUUUUUUCUUAGUGUGGCCCUAAUACUUUGUCAUACGUAAGAGGUGGUGGGCAAGGUGUAUCGUUACAUCUCCAUGGCAAUAAGAGUAAGAAGUGACUAAAUAAUGAAUCUGAUAAAGUUUUAAAGUCAACGCUGGUCCAGUUUUCUCUACAACAUUAAAGAUUCUCAGUCUUCAGGAAAAAGGUCCAGAUUUUGAGGCUUUUCUGCUCCCACCCCUUUUCUAUUCACUUUCAUAAAUUGGGUUCUUUACAGCUUUAAAUUGAGCACAAAGAAAACAAUAAGCUAAACAAAAAGAGGCUUCACAUAUAAAUAAUUAUGACCCUGUUGGAGCUGCUAUGGACAUUGUUUUAUUGUGAAAAUCUUUUACAGAUGUUUUAACCUGAUUGAAAUGGUUACAUAAAAGACAAAUGUGAAUCUUAAAUCAAUUAUUUAAGUGUUUGUAAUAGAAAUUGAUGAAGCUUUUCAUCCGUUAUUGGAAAGAAGGGGAGUGGUCAAAGUUACUUGCAAGCAUUUUACUCUUGGGAUUUGGCUUUUCCUCUGCCUGGGGCCAAAAAUACCGGGGUGAGGUUCUCUGUAAAAGACUACGGCAGACUGAUCCUGCCAAAAUUGACAAUAAAUAUCGAAAUAAAUGAAUGGAUUCAUAAAGUAACUCAUGUAGGAAAUAUUAGAUCUGAAACAUAAACAAAAAUAACUAACUUAUUUGAUUAUACAAUGACAAGUUAUUUCAUUUUCAACAGUAUUAUUUUAACGUUGCUAUCUGUUUUCUUAGUUUUUUCUGACCGUUUUGUUUAUUUACGUAGAUUUUGUAUUUACAUUUUCUUUUAUUUGCAGUCGCAUCUCAUUUCACUUAAGAGAAGUAAAUUUAGUUGCACUUACUGUAGAUUGAAGUCUUGUAUCAUUAGAUAACUUUUUUGGAGAAAAAGAUGGACCCAGAAAUAUAGUGAUGGGGUUCUGCACUACAGCUCUAGACUUAAUUUUGAGUUUAACCUGAAUAAACAGGGCAAUGUAAACUGUAUAAAAAUGGGAAAUGUGUGUUUUAGACUGAAUGAUUCGAUUAGCUUUUUAACACGUCUUUUCUUGGUUUAGUUCAAAGAAUAAAGAAGAGAAGUCAUAUUAAACACAGACAUAAGUGUAUUUAUACAACAAUAAAGUAUUUAUCAGAGAACUCUGCACCAGUAUAGUAUACUUAAAUACACCAAAAGCUUCACAAACCUGGUCAAACGGGUAAAAACAACACAACUUUAAUUUGUUCAGUCAGUCCAAUGUAAAAUAAAUUGAAACUGAGAAAAACAAUAAACUGACAAACGUUCUUUCAAAUAGUUCAGAAAGUAUAAAUUAGGAAUUCUGAAUAUAAUGUAAAAUAAAUAAUAAAGGAUGAGUACAGAAUUUAUCGAAUAGAUCUGCUGAUCCAGAAUUUUUUUCAAUAUCAGGACUGAUGCAGAUAUUGAUAAUAUCUAGUUUAGGCUCUUUUUUUUCUUCUGAAUUAGACAUGAAGCUGUGCGCGAAUACUCAAUUUAUCAACACCUGAUUCUGUAUGUAAAAUCCUUGAAAUUUUCCCCCCACUAGAGGUCUCCCAAACAUCACCCAGCACUGGGCUCAUUACCCUAAUGACGGGACACACACCUCCCAAACCGCCCUCCCCUUCCCAACGCCUCUUGUCCUCCAUCCAUUCUUCACUGAGGUUGCACAGGGUGCCAGGUCACUCGGGGGUGAAGACAUCAACAGCUGCCACUCUCCUGGAGGACAGACUGUACUGUAGUCCCUGCUCCCCUCCUCCUCCAAGAAAAAAAAAAAAAGAGUGAUUCCUUGAACAGUACAAAGUAAAAGCAGGCAGCUUUUAGCCUGUCUUUGUGUAUUUUAGGGGGAAA